This is a messenger RNA of Torulaspora globosa, 2589 nucleotides long. RefSeq names its product karyopherin beta (gene KAP95). Gene Ontology annotation, cellular component: cytoplasm; nucleus. Gene Ontology annotation, biological process: protein import into nucleus. NCBI's taxonomy places the organism in Eukaryota, Fungi, Ascomycota, Saccharomycetes, Saccharomycetales, Saccharomycetaceae. The record is from RefSeq and is a predicted model, not a curated record. Gene Ontology annotation, molecular function: small GTPase binding; nuclear import signal receptor activity. The transcript has a single exon. Bases 1 to 2589 code for a protein of 862 amino acids.
AUGUCGACUACAGAGGUUGCUCAGUUGUUGGAGAAUACCAUCCUGAGCGCGGACCAGGGUGUCAGAAUCGCUAGUGAGACACAGCUGAAGAAGCUAUCGAAUGAAAAUUUCCUGCAGUAUGCUGGUCUUCUAUCGAACGUGUUGAUAGAUUCUCAAGCCAGGUUGGAAGCGCGGAUUUUGGCGGCAUUGACUUUGAAGAACGAACUGAUAUCGAAGGACUCGGUUAAGAACCAGCAGUUUGUUCAACGUUGGCUGACUGCGAUCGAUCCGGCUUCUAAUGAGCAGAUAAAGCUGAAUGCGCUGAAUGGGUUGAUGACCGCAGAUGAGCCGCGUGUGGCGAAUGCUUCCGCUCAAUUGAUUGCGGCAAUCGCGAACAUCGAGUUGCCCCGCGGCGAGUGGCUGGACUUGAUGAAGACAAUGGUGGAAAAUACCAGUCCCUCGCAGCCGGAGAACGUGAAGAGAGCAUCGCUACUGGCGCUGGGUUACAUUUGUGAGAGUGCCGAUCCACAGAGUCAAGUGUUGAUUUCGUCGUCAAACAACAUACUGAUCGCCAUCGUGCAGGGAGCUCAAUCGUCGGAACCUUCCACACAUGUCAGAUUAGCCGCUUUGAAUGCCUUGGCAGAUUCGUUGGUGUUUAUCAGGAAUAACAUGGAAAGAGAGGGCGAAAGGAAUUAUCUAAUGCAGGUGGUUUGUGAGGCGACGCAAGCGCAAGAUAUCGAUAUCCAAACUGCCGCUUUCGGUUGUCUGUGUAAGAUCAUGUCGCUUUACUAUCCGUUCAUGAAACCUUAUAUGGAGCAGGCGCUUUACGCUUUGACCAUUGCUACGAUGAAGUCCACCAACGACAAAGUGGCCUCGAUGGCAGUUGAAUUUUGGUCAACCAUUUGCGAAGAAGAAAUCGACAUCGCGUACGAACUCACUCAAUUCCCACAAUCUCCGCUACAAAGUUAUAAUUUCGCGUUGGCAUCUCUGAAGGAAGUGGUACCCGAGCUAUUGAACCUACUGGCAAGACAAAAUGAGGAUUUGGAAGAUGACGACUGGAACGUAUCCAUGUCCGCAGGUGCCUGCCUACAGCUAUUUGCUCAAAAUUGUGGUAAUCAUAUCCUAGAGCCCGUAUUACAAUUCGUCGAACAAAAUAUCACCAGUGAGAACUGGAGAUAUCGUGAAGCGUCCGUGAUGGCUUUCGGAUCCAUCAUGGAUGGGCCUGAUAGAACUCAGCGCACUUAUUAUAUCCACCAAGCUUUGCCAGCGAUUCUGAACUUGAUGAACGAUUCUUCUGUGCAUGUGAAGGAGACUGCGGCCUGGUGUAUCGGUAGAAUCGCCGAUUUGGUUGUUGACUCGAUAGAUCCUCAGCAGCAUCUACCAGGAGUUGUCCAAGCCUGCUUAAUGGGUCUACAGGACCAUCCUAAGGUUGCCACAAACUGUUCUUGGACGCUGAUCAAUCUGGUUGAGCAGCUGGCUGAGGCAAAGCCAUCACCCAUUUACACUUACUACCCGCCAAUUGUGGAUUCCCUGAUCAAAGCAGCAAACAGACCAAACAACGAGUUCAAUGCUCGUGCGUCCGCGUUCUCUGCUUUAACCACUAUGGUCGAAUACGCCACGGAUGCCGUUGCAGACAUAUCCGCCUCCAUCUCCACUUUUGUCAUGGACAAGUUAGGCCAAACCAUGAGUGUCGAUGAGUCACAAUUGGGAAUGGAGGACAGGCAGAGCUUGCAAGAGCUGCAGGCUAACAUUUUAACCGUAUUGGCGGCAGUGAUAAGGAAGUCCCCUUCCAGCGUAGCUUCGGUUUCAGAUAUGCUGAUGGAUCUGUUCUUGAAAAUUCUGGAUAAGAAAGACUCGUCAUACAUUGAGGACGAUGUCUUUUACGCCAUUUCUGCCUUGGCUUCAUCUUUGGGUAAGGACUUCGAGAAAUAUCUAGAGACUUUCUCGCCAUAUCUCGUGAGAGCUCUGAACCAGGUAGAUUCCCAAGUGUCCAUAACAGCCGUGGGAUUCAUCGCCGAUAUCUCGAAUUCUUUAGAGGAAGAUUUCAACAAGUACGCAACAGCGUUCAUGAAUGUGUUGGGGCAAAUGAUAUCGACGGAGAACACUAUGAAAGAAUUAAAACCAGCUGUUCUAAGCGUGUUUGGCGACAUAGCGUCGAACAUAGGUUCCAACUUUACGCCUUACUUGAACGAAGUGAUGGCGCUGUGUGUGGCCGCUCAAAAUACGAAACCCGAAAAUGGUACUUUAGAAGCCCUCGAUUACCACAUUAAAAUUCUAGAAUCAGUGCUGGACGCCUAUGUCGGUACCGUGGCCGGCUUGCACAGUAACCCCGAGGCCCUAUUCCCUUACGUGGGCACAAUUUUCCAGUUCAUCUCCCUGAUUAGCGAAGAUCCUCAGCUGUACGGCGAAGACUCUACAGCAAGGUCAGCCGUGGGCCUGAUUGGUGACAUUGCUGCCAUGUACCCUGACGGAUCAAUUAAACAGUUUUACGCUCAAGAAUGGAUAGCCGAGUUCAUCAAGAAGACGCGCAGCAAUACGUCCUUCAGCCAAUCGACAAAGGACACUGCCAGAUGGGCCAGAGAGCAACAGAAACACCAGAUGUCACUGUGA